This is a messenger RNA of Loa loa (African eye worm), 11760 nucleotides long. Its product is annotated as spectraplakin. Gene Ontology annotation, molecular function: structural molecule activity; microtubule binding; calcium ion binding. The transcript is spliced from 62 exons. The record is from RefSeq and is a predicted model, not a curated record. Bases 1 to 11094 code for a protein of 3697 amino acids. Gene Ontology annotation, cellular component: intermediate filament; cytoplasm; membrane. NCBI's taxonomy places the organism in Eukaryota, Metazoa, Nematoda, Chromadorea, Rhabditida, Onchocercidae. Gene Ontology annotation, biological process: intermediate filament cytoskeleton organization; wound healing.
AUGAUGUUCACAUCGUUACAUCUACCAUUGCUUACGGAAGAUUUGCAUAAUGAAUGCACUGAAAGGCAACUAAAAAUAUCAGAAAUUCUGAAUGCAUUUGGUACGAUAAGUACAACAAUUUCGGAAGGUUUCUGGCUUGUUACUUCGUCGGAGGAUACAUCGUCAAUUUUCGAUCGAAUGCAGGAAAUGAGAACUGAGUUAAUGACAUAUGCAUCCAAAGUACAAGAAAGUAUCGGGGAAGCAGAUCGUUUGUGUGCGGAAGGCGCCGAAUUUCUCACACCGGAUCAAUUUCAUAGUCUUAAAGAGCAUCGGAAUAAACUUGAAACAAACUACAAUCAACUUCUGCAGCAUACCGAUGUCAUUUUACCAAGAUUAAAUGCCUUGACAAAACUGCUGCUGGAAUUUUCAAAUGAGUCGAGCUUGCUGCAUUCAUUUCUGAAUGAAAAAGCCAGAGAAUUGACAAUUAUCAGAGCGGAAAGUGGUGACCCACAAGUACUUCAAGGGUCACGCCAAAAAGUUAAAGGAAUAUUGGAUGAAGUGAUAACCGCAAAAGAACGUUUGAGAGACAUCUGUGCGCUUUCUGUACGUAUACAAUCCGAAAUUGACGGUUAUGUGAUUGAAAUGCGUUUACAGUAUCCCAGUGCUCAGUUCCCGUCUAUAGAUGCGCAUGAAUUGACUGGUACGAUCUCUAGAUUACAGGCUGAUUACGAUAUCUUACUUCGAAAUUGCCAUGAGUUAUCCGCAUAUUUGAGUCAACUGAAGUCGUUGGCAACGGCGUAUACACAAAAUGCAGAAACUCUAAACGAGUCAAUCACAAAUUUAGAACGGGAAAUUUCUGAGACAGAAAGCAUUUUGCGUAAUACUGAUACUAUAGAUGAUGGCUCCCUUAUGUCUCAACUAUUAUCCGAACUGGAAACACUGCAGCAUGCCUCAUUCGAACAGACAGGCAAGAUUGAAACGGUUAUGCGAUCCGCUCUGGAUCUUAGCAAUGCACUUGCUGGCACCGAUGCUCAUGAACGUAUCUCUAGUGAAAAUCAGCGUUAUAUCGACGAACUUGCACGAAGACAAAUUCGUGCUCAAAAAAGGAUUGAAGAAAACAUUGAUUCAUGGCGUAGUAAAUUAACAAAAACGAAUGGAAUCCGUGAAGGCAUGAUGAAUGUAAUGAGCUGGCUAGAUGAAGAAAACAAACGAUAUUCGGAACCUGUUUCACUACCUCUCUAUGUAGACAAACUAAUUGAAUUGCGGCAUCAGAAUGAAUUGCGUCAGCGUGAAAUUUCGUCACGUCAAAAAGUUCUUAUAGAAUUGCAAGCGGAUGCUCAAAAAAUAGCAGCAGCUAAUCCGGAUUCAGUAGCCAGUCGACAGAUCCUGAGUGACUGCAGCGAUGCUCAGAGGAAGUUUGCAACGUUAUUUGCGAUUUCGAAGGUUUAUGCUAAUAAUAUCACGGAACUGUGCACAGCUCUGACUGAUUUCAAUGAUUUGGAAGCGUCGAUCAACAAGAAAUUAUUAUUGUUGAAUGAGAAGCAAUCCAACGCGUCGCUGACAGAUAUAAAUGGAUUAAGUGAAAUUUCCAAUGAACUGAAACAGUUAGCGCAGGGAGAAUGGAAAGAAAUGGAAAGCAAAUGCAAGUGGAUUCUUACCGUGCCUAACGUAAUCGAAGACAAUUGUUUGGAGAAAAAUGUUUCUCACAUCGAUAAUACGAUCAGAAAAUGUAUUUCACGGAUUGAGGAGCUUAUCAGUCGUGGGCAUGAAAUUGGAAAACUAUGUCAAACAUCUAAUGAACUGAAAAACAAACUUAGUGCAAAUCUAGAAGAUUUGGAAACAAGAGCUCGAGUUUUGGAAGAGUGUUCGUUGAAUCCGGUAGAUUUGGCUAAACAACGUUCAACAUGCCAGCAAUUACAAACGGAAUGUCAGCAUUGUCGCUCCGAAUUUGAAACACUAAGUGACACUGUUUCGAAAUUGGUUGAAAUUGAAACCAUUGCCAGUAUGAAGAUGAAGGGAUGUGUUGGACAGUCGAAACAAGUUCAGGAAGCACUGCGUGAAAUGUCUUCUCUGCAGCAAAGAUAUUCUUCUUUGGGCUGUUUUCUUCAACUAAAGAAUGAAAAGAUCAUUAGAGAUAUAGAAAAAUUGUCGGAUUGGGAUUUGCAGCGAGACAGUCUUGCCCGUUGGAUCAGUAACGAAAACAAACGAUUGAACACGGACUGUCCUGUAACACUUGUUAACGAUGUUGUUCGUACAAAUAUUGCAAAAGCAAAACGACUGGAAGAAGUUCUUGUCAUAGAGAAACAAUUAGAAAUGGAAGAAAUUCGAAGUAAGGCGCGUUUGUUAACAAGUGAACCGUCUAUCCCUGGAACUUCCGAUAUAAUAAACUCUCAAAAGGCGCUUGAAACUGACUGGGGAAAACUGAACCAAGCGGCAAAAACUUUAAAGGAGUGGAAUGAAAGCGUAACAAGUCUUGAUAAAUGGCUGACACAAAAGGAACGGAUGAUAUCGGUCAUUGGAACUAUUAAUAUUGAUCCUAAAGUUAUAGACAAUCAGCUUAUACAAAUUAAGUUGCUUCGAGGUGAACUGGAGGAUCAUGGUGCAGCCCGAAAUAAAGUAAACGAAUUGGCACAUAAUUUGGUGGCCAGAAGUGCAACUCCAGUAAGCGCACAGCAAAUUGUCAUGGAGAUGGACACAUUAAAUCGCCGAUGGAUUUCAUUUCAUGAUGAAUUGGAGAAAAAGAAAGUAACUCUUCAAAAAGUCAAAGAACUUGGAUCAAAAUUUUCUAUCAAGCAGCGAGAUGUGAAAAUGCAAUUGAUCAGUGUCGCAGAAGCAAUAGAACAAAUAAGUCGUUCACCGCUAACGUCUAAAAACGAUGUUGAUGAUCAAUUAAAAAUUUUGAAUGCAUCAAGUACACGAUCAUCCGAAAUAAAUUCACAGUUAGAAGAAUUGAAAGAGCUUGUAAAUUUAAUCUGCGAAAUCUCACAAGAUCACAGCUUACAAACGGAUGUACGAGAGCAGCUAAAUACAACGGUGCAAACUGCCCAGGAACUGAAUAAGAAAAUAGAAAGUAUGAAAGUAGCGGCAGCAAAUGCAAAGGAUGAAGAAGGUCAAACAAUGAUGGAAGCCGAAGCAGCAGUAAAAUGGGUAAAAGAUAUGCAGGAGCAGCUUUCUGAUUUGGGUCCUUUAUCAGUGAAUUCUAUAGAGCUCGAUGAACAACGAGCAGCAAUUGAGAAAAUUUACGGUGCCGUGUUGGAUAUGGAGGGUGGUAUUACCCUGAUAAGAGCAAAACUAAUGGAUCAAAUAAAAAAAGCACCAAAUUCGAAGCAAAAAACAACGCUUGAUAUUCUAUCUGCUGUUUGGAAUCCACUGUUGGAGAAAAUUAAAACAAAGCAUGCAAAUGCUGAGCGAGCUUUUGAUCUCGUAAAUCAGUUGGAUACUUUGCUGAAAUCUUUAACGAUGCAAGAUAAUGAUAUAACUGAGUUAGCUGCUAUGAAGCAGGAAAUUGGUAAACAUGAACUUGAACUUGCUAUGUUGGAAACUCUGCUAAGCAAAUUGGAAGUGAUCACAACUGGACCAUCAUUGAAAAAGCUUGGUAGGGAAGUGGAAAACGUAACUGGAGAUUUGAGGACAUUACUGAAAGAUAUCAAAAAUGUUUGGCAGAAAGUGCAAAUAUCGAAGGAUAUCCAGAAACAAUUUUCAAGAAGAAGAGAGGAAGCGCAAAGUCUGUUAGACGCAGCGAAAGAAACAGCUGAAAGUUUGAAAAGAGAUGAUAACAUUCCAUCAAUUACAAGAGAAGUUUUGUUGAAAACAGUUAAUGACCUUGAGAACAGCUGGCACAAGAAAGAACGAGAAUUACUUGCGGCUUUGAAAGAUAUCGAAGGAAUUGUUACACGUGAAGAAGCUGAAAAUCUCCAUGAGGAUGUGCGUAAAAUGGGUGACGAAUAUGUUCAAGUGGUAAUGAUUAUCCAAGGUUUACAUUGUAAUAUGAAAAUGAGGGACGAAAUGUUGGAUGCCGUGAAACAAAAGAUCAGUUUACUAACUUCUGAGAUCCGGAGUAUAAAUAAAGAUUCUUUGUCACCGAUCGAACGCAAUAUUGUGGCAUUGGAACAACAGAAUAGGGCUUGUGAUGAAUUACUGAAAAGUACUGCUGAAAAAGAAAAGGUUUUGGACGAGUUGGCGUUGGAAUGGCAGCAACUUUGGAGCACCACGAUCACUCAGACAACACAGAAAAAUGCAGUGAUGCAACAAAUAAAUGAAAUCAGAGAAGAUCUAAACAAACAACGUGCUGCCAUCACGCAGCGGAAACGUGUUAUUGGGAACAUGCUUUUGGCUGUGCAAGAAUUUGUUUGCAAAGCAGAAGCGUUAAGGGAUGAAAUUGAAAAGCUUGCAACUGAUAAUACAUUAAAAGAACCUGUUCAAACUGAACUAAAUCUUCUGCGAACGCAACAGGAGAAACUGAGAAUCUUCCUUGAUAAAUUACGGCCUACUAACCAGAACUAUGCUGCAGUUCUGGAAAGUUAUGAUAAGCUUAUAAAAAGUGCCGAUGAAGGAGUCUCUACAACAACACUGGAAGAGGAGAAGAAUAAGCUUACUAGUGUUUGGAAUUCUUUAAACAAGCAGAUAGCAGAUCGUGAGCAACAAGUUUGCGUUUCACUGCAAGAACUUGGAAGUUACACUGAUGCGCAUAAUGCACUUCUUGUGUGGUUACAAGACACCGAAGAGUCACUCCAGAACCAACGGCCGCCUUCUAUCGAAUACAAAGUCGUUAAAGAGCAAACUCGAGCUAAUGAUAUUUUACUAAAACAUAUUGAAGAAAAACAACAAAGUAUUGAUGGUUUCAAAACAUUGAUUGAUAAAGUUGUGGGACUUAUAACAGAUGUUACGAAACGUGAAAUACUGAAAGAGCAAUCAAACAAUAUCACACAAAGGUCAACAACUAUUCAGUGUUUUCAAUUAAAGUUAAUUUGUCCGAAUAUUUUGCAAAACAAGCAGGCUAUUUUAAAAUGUCUGAUUUACGUUUAUGAACUGAAGUCGAUCUCUGUACUUAGGUACGUUGCACUGGUCGGAAACGCCCAAGAUCGACGUAGUUACUUGCAUGAUGCUAUUGUUCUAACCAAAGAUUGGGCGCAGUUGUCGGGACCAUUUAAAACGUGGCUUGAAACAACCGAGCGUGCAUUGCAAGAACUUGGACAAGUACCAACCGAUGAAGAAAAAUUUCAACAACAAAUUAACUCACAUCAGAAACUGCAAGAAAAUAUCGAAAUGAAGCACACCGAUGUGGAGAAGAUGAUGCAGAUAUGUCCCCUUCUUACUGCUUUAGCGUCUGAUGAAGAAGCUAUUGAAUUGGAGACACUGUUUAAAAGCUAUAUGAUACGGUAUGAAAACUUGGGUACGCGAGCUGCUGAAUGCGGAGUCUUACUACAACAGAUUGGUGAAGAAAUAACAAACUUUUUACAACGCACGCACAUGCUAGCGGAUUGGUUGGAUAAGAUCGAGAAUGAUAUGGACAAGUUAGACACGGUUUCGGUCUAUCCAGAAGAAUUGAGGGAGCAAAGUGCUUUGCUUGCCGAUCUGGCGAUGGAAAUAGCGAAUCAGGAAUCCCUGAUCUCGACGGUUGUUGAAGAUGGUCAUGAAUUAUGUAGACAAACAACUGGCGAUGAAGCAAUUGCUCUCCAAAAUCGUGUAGAAACAUUACGUACACGCUAUCUUGAUUUAACUGCUCUGACGGAUGCUAAAAUUGCUAUCUUGAGUGAAGCCUUACCACUAUCAGAGAAAUUCCAUGAUGAUUGCGAUAUUGUACAGCAGUGGAUGGAUGCUGUAGAACAAGAUUUACAAACUGUUGAUCAGACCCCAAUUGAAACUCAAGCUACGAUACUAGCUCAAAUGGAAGAUGAUUUGGCAAAAUGGCGUUCUGAUAUUGAGGAGAUUAGCGAUAUCUCAAAACAACUCCAGAAUCUAGUUCCUUUUAAAGUACAUGGGUUGGAAAUACAAAACGAUGACUUGACUCGCAGAUUUAAUCACCUUGCUGAGCAGAUUACGCGUAAAGGUGAUAAACUAAUGUCAGUCGAGAAGCAAAGUCGACAGGUUUUGGAUGAAUUAGACUUUCUUAAUGAAUGGUUUGCUGAUGCUCAUGAACGUUUAUCACAGAGUGCAGCACCUGAAGUAGAUCCAGAUUAUGUCAAAAAGCAGCUCAAAAAUCAAAAACAAAUGAACGAAGAUAUUACGGUAAUGAAAGCACGACUGCGAGAUACAGUUGCAGAUGCACAUAGAGUUGUUCGUGUUUUGGGUGGUGAAGCCAGUGGUCAAGAUUUAUUGAUCGAGAGCAAAAUUGAGACUGGACGAAACCUUUCGGCUAAUGUAGCCCAGUUGGGUGGCGAAAGGUUGGCUAAAUUGGAGCAGGCGCUGGCAUUAUGUCUUGAAAUCGACCAGUCAUUUGGUGAAUUGCAUUCCUGGUUAGAAAGUAUGGAAAACGAGAUUGAAAAUUGUCCACCUGUUACAACAGGACACCAACGAGAUCAGUUGAUGCAACAGCAAGCCCACAAUACUAAGCUACAGCAUUCAAUCAUAUCACACAAAUCGUUGAUGGAUCGUUUUCACAAAAAUGUCAGUGCUUUGAGCCAAUUAUGUGGUUCAGAAGAUGAAGUGCAGCUUCAGAAAAUAGCUGAAGGCUUGGAUGAGCGAUUCUUCGCUGCCCGAGAUACUAUUCGUCAACGAGCUGAGGCACUUGAAACCGCAAUUGAGCAGAGCAGUCAGUUCACAGACAGAUUGGAUGUUGUUCUGGCAAAUCUAGAUGGUGCUGCCAUGCAAAUCCGAAAUCCGGAACCAAUACAAUCCGAUCCAGAACGUAUCAAAUCACAAAUUAUUGAUAAUCUUUCUUUGAUGGAACAACUUAAACAUAAAGAAGGCGUACUGAGAUCAGUGAAGGAAAAUGCCUACGAGAUUCUAAUGCAUGCAAAACCAAGCGAUACUGGAGCUGCAGAAAUAAGCAUUAAAAUCAAAGAACUUGAAUCGUUGUGGGAAGAACUAAUGAAAGAUGUUACGACAAGGAAAAAUCUUUUGGAAGAUACGCUAGCUAAAGCGGAACGGUUUUGGUGCGAAUUAAAUUCUUAUCAAAAGGCGAUUAAUGAAUUGCGUUUGCGCAUUGAAGGAAUACAACCUGCGCUUGGAGAUCCAACGACUAUUGAGCAGCAGCAAAACAUCCUCUUAGCAAUUAAAAAUGAAAUGCAACAAAUCAAACCCGAAAUUAUGGGUAAAUUGCGUUGCGCUGGACAUGAUCUUUGUGGUGUAAUUGCCGAGGAAGAAAAGGCUCAUAUAGAACAGCAAAUGAAUGAAGUUGAAGGAGGCUGGGUUACGGUAACUGACAUGUGCGAUCGGAAGGAAUCAGAUUUAGUUGAGGCCAUGAAUAAAGCAGUAGGAUUCCGUGAUUUAUUAACGAAGCUGAUAAAUUGGAUAGCAGAAACGGAAGCUGAAAUAUUCAAGUUAAAUCUUGGUGCUGGCGCAUCGUCUAGUGAUAUUGGAAAUGAGUUUACUGCUCUGGGUGAUUUGCGUUCAUUACUGGACGAAAAAGCUCUGGAGAAAGAACAGUUGAAUCAACUAUAUGCAAAUCUUUGCGUUGGUAGUAAUGCACAGCAAUCUGCAAACAUCAGAGCUUCAGUCAAUGACCUGAAUACUCAGUGGAAUAAAUUAUACACAUUGUUAAACGAACGUCAACAAAAGGUGGAAAAAGCGUUGUUGGAAAUGGGGCAGUUUUCGCAAGCAUAUGAACAACUAAUGAUUUGGAUCGAAAAAACGGAGCAUAUUUUAAAUGAAAUCAAUUCUCGACCGGUAACUAUCAAGGAAGUGGAAGUGGAAGUUUGCAAACAUAGAGUAAUACAAAAUGAAAUUCUUGCACAUGAAACCAGCGUUGAUACUUUGAACAGUGCUGCUAAACGUAUCAUUGCUGUUGAUUCAAAUACUGCAAGCUCAACGCAAGCGAUGAUCGAUAAGCUGAAUUCAAACUGGCAUAUGUUGGUCGAUAAAUUAGAAGAUGUUUGGGUGCAGUUGGACGAUGCUCGGAAAGCUGCUGAAAAUUUGGGCGGUGAAGUGGAUCGGUGGGCCAUGUGGCUUCAGGAUAAAGAUGCAGAUUUGUCUCAUAUGAAACCAACAGGUGGUUUACCGGAAACUGCACAAGCACAACUCGAUAAUUUCUUCGUUUUGAAGGCCGAAAUUGAACAGAAUCGAUCGGCACUAGAAGCUCAUUUGGAAGCAGCAACGAAGUAUUUAUCCGAAAGUGAUCGUGAUUCAUGGAUUGCACAACGGGAGGCACAGCUGAUGAAAAAAUGGGUUCAGAUGCAAAACAAGAUUGGUGAUAAGGAGCAGAAGUUGAGAAUUGCACUGACAGAAGCUGAACAGCUACAUUCUUCUAUGACGUCAAUGAAGAACUGGUUAAAUUCGGCAGAAAACUAUUUAGGUUGUUUGGAGCACGUAUCAAGGAUCCCUGAUACUGUGGAAGAGCAGAUUAAUGAACAUACCAAAUUCCAAGCUGAGGUGUCACACUAUCGAGAAUUAAUGAGUGACUUGAACAGCAAAGGCACCAAACUGCAAUAUUAUUGUGAAAAAAAAGAUGCAAUACCAAUCAAGAAUUUGCUUGUUUCGGCUAAGCAUCGUUUCGAGAAAGUUGCUUCGAGGUGUGCCGAUCGAAUGAAACUACUGGAUUUAGCAUUACAGGAAGCACGAUUUUAUUUUGAAUCGCAUGCCGAAGUGAUCGACUGGAUAACUUCAAGGCUUCAAUGGAUUAGUGAUCAAUAUGCACAGACGGCAUCCUGUGAUCGGUUGCGAAGUGACCUGGAUAAGCAUCGAAAAUUCCAGCAUGAAUUGACGAAACAACAAACAGUGUACGAAGCAACGUAUAAACGAGGUAAAGUACUUUCGGAGCAUGCACCACGUAAAGAGCAGGCGGGAAUCGAUCUGAUGAAUGAACUAUUGAAAGAGAGGUGGACUCAGCUUGUUAAUGCUACACUGCAAAAACAGCGAUCAAUCGAGGAUGCGUUGUUGGCAUGUGGACAAUUUGAUGAGGCGUUGUCUUCACUUCGAGAAUGGCUCGAAAAGUCUUUACCUAAUUUGCAAAAUAUGGAAACCAUUUCGGUGUAUGGUGAUUUGGAGACAGUAAACAAAUUAUGCGAUAAGCAUAACGAAUUAAAGGAACAAAUAGAUGCUCAUCGGGAUACGUUGAAUUCGGUGAAGGAGCGUGCGCAGCAGAUGUUAAGAAAAGAAAUGGAUGAUUCGUUGGGUGGCCUGAAAGAGAAGGUGGAAAAAGUGAGUGAGGACUGGGUACUUCUAGAGGAACUGGCAAGAAGAAGAGAGGAAAAACUGAAAAUUUCUUACGACAUUGCCAAAAAUUUCAAUUAUGAAAUUCACGAAUUUUUGGAUUUUCUACCAAAGAUUGAAGCAAGACUGAGGACAAAGAGUCAAAUGGCCGAAGGCGAAAAUGAGAUUUUGGAACAAAUGGAUGAAGUAGCACAGCUGCAUAAAGAAAUGGAUGACAAAAAGCCAUUAAUACAGUCUAUCAAGAAAGCUGGGGAGGAUAUACAGUCCAAAUGUCAUCCAUCUGCGGAACAACCAAUGAAGUACUGGUUGAAAGUGUUAGAAAAUCGAUGGGAUGAAGUAACGAAUGCAAUUGAUAGCAAGAGGGAUGAUUUAGCGAUGCAGCUUAGUGAACUUCGCGGUAGAGAGAAAAUGAUCGUUGAUUUGCUGGAAUAUAUUGAAGAAAGAAGUACCGAAUUAAAGGUGUUAAAUGAGACAUCGUUGCCGUACGAAAUAAGUGCCCUUAACAGGCUUACUGAGAACCACGAACAUUUCGAAAAAACUUUACGGGAAAAACAAGCACUAAUUGAUGAAGCAACAAGGAGUCGACGGAAAAUGCUAGCUGUCGAGGAGAAAGUGAAAAAGAAGAGUGGAAAAGCACUUCAAAGGCAUGAACACCGCAUACGGCAUCCUAAGUCCGAUCAACUAUCCAGUAGAUGGAAAAAACUAUGGAUAGACUCAAUGGAUUACGGCCGCCAAUUGCGCGAAAUGAAAGACUAUUUGGAGGAGGUGAAAAGGCUGGAGUCAUUUUCUUUCGAGGAAUGGCGUGAAAGAUAUUUGGAAUGGACUGAUUCUGGAAAAGCUCGAAUUUCCGAUUUGUUUAGAAGAAUUGAUAAAAGUGGAACUGGACGAGUACCACGAGCUGCUUUCAUUGAUGGUAUCAUAGCAUCCAAAUUUCCUACUACUCGAUUAGAAAUGGAGAAAGUUGCGAACGAAUUUGACAAAGGUGAUAGAAUGAUUGAUUCUAAAGAAUUUAUGGCGAAGCUCCGUUCCGAUUUUUCAAAAAAAUUACCGAUGAAGCAAAAAACGGACAGUGAAAAAAUCACAGAAGAGGUUGUAAGGCAGACGGAACGAUGUAACUGCAUUAAUCGAUAUAAGAUUCAAAAAGUGGGCGAUGGACAUUAUCGCUUCGGUGAAACGCAGAUUAAGCGUAUGGUCCGUAUUCUUCGAUCGACAGUUAUGGUCCGUGUAGGUGGCGGAUGGGUCGCUUUGGAGGAAUUUCUACAUAAACAUGAUCCUUGCAGGGCUAAAGGACGGACGAAUCUCGACCUGCAGCGCAAUUUCUAUGACGAUAUUCGGCCGAAAGAUGCUUACGAUACAAUGGAAACAUUCACCAAAUCAGCCAGGUCAACACCAAGUCGUGAUUCACCAAUUCGUAGUUUUCAGGAAUCACUGUUGCAGUCUCGUUUCCAAGCAACUCCGGGUCCGAUUACAAAAAUCAGGGAAAAGACAGAGCGCAGUAUGCCGAUGUACGUCACUGGACGUUCGUCAACCAUCUAUCGUAAUCCACUCCUUGAUACAUCGAAAUCAAAUAGAAAAUCAAGUGACAUGAAUGGACAAGAUCCAAAAAUAUGGCGGCCAAAUGCAUCAGGCACUCUUUCACUCUUAGGAUCUCAUGGCGAUAUGUUGGAUUUGUCACGACCGGUAAGUCAAAGCUCAGAUGUUUCAGUAGAGGGUGAUCGACCGACACGAAUACCUUCAUUGCGUAGUCGGAAGGGCGUCAAUUGUCGAGCAUCACCUGCACAAACCAGUCCUCAGCCACGCACAUGAAAUGAACUUUUUUUCGUAUUUAUACAAAAAAAAAGCCUUGGGAAAUGAGACAAAUCCCAUUUCCUUACAGUUUCGUUGUAAUUUUAUUUUUCUUGUAAUUUAAACAGUAUGAACGCGUCUGUCUUACUUUUUAUUUUUCGUACAUAAUUAGCGAGUCACUUAUUUGUGUUAUCAUUUCCAGAGGAUCUUCUUUAUCAUCGUUGCAGUUCUUUUCUCUUUCGCAUAUCUAGGUGAUUGUCCCGGUAUCUCUGCCUAUGCCUAUCACACAGACUAACAUAUUUCAUUACGGUCUUGUAACUAAAUAACCCCCUUCCUUUUCUGCAUAUUAAUCGAAAUUUGAAGAUAUUUAUAAAUCAUUAUCUGUACAAUGCUAUUGAUAGACUUAGUCAACGUUCGAAGCUGUUUCACGAAGCGCUGGCAACAUAGAGCAGACACAGGAUAGCCUUCGAGCAUCCCUUCCAAUAAGUACUGUAAGAUGAAGAGGUUUACUGCUACUUUGUUAUUUGAAAAGUGUUUAUGAACCGGAAGUGACAGUUCGCCUUUUGGCGAGAAUAUGUCAUGAUCCUGUCAACUUUUCCGCAUGUAAGGAUUGUUUUGUAUCUUUUGUUUCUAAAUGCUAAUUGGUUACUGUACUUGCUGUUCACUACUCAUUAAAAUCAUUUCAAC